Messenger RNA from Microsporum canis CBS 113480, 843 nucleotides. RefSeq lists its product as hypothetical. The record is from RefSeq and is a predicted model, not a curated record. The coding region runs from base 1 to 843 and encodes 280 amino acids. NCBI's taxonomy places the organism in Eukaryota, Fungi, Ascomycota, Eurotiomycetes, Onygenales, Arthrodermataceae. Gene Ontology annotation, cellular component: nucleus. The transcript is spliced from 2 exons.
AUGUACGGCUCUAGCGAUGAUGAAUACUUUGAAUGCGAUACCUGCACCCGUCAAUUCACUACUAGGUAUUCCUGUUGCCAGCACAUGAACGAUACAGGCCACUGGGCUCCAACUUAUGAGUGCGAAAUGUGUACCAAGACGUUCCGUUCUCAGCAUGCAGCGAAUCAACAUAUGAAUGCCGUCGACCACUGGGCACCCAGAUUCGAGUGCGAGACGUGUACAAGCACAUUUCGGUCUGAAUCUGCUGCAAAUGAGCACAUGAGGGCGGCCGGACACUUCAAGUUCUACUGUCAAGACUGCCAGAGGACGUUUCAGAACCAGAACAGCCUGAACAUGCACCUCAGAUCAAAGGUCCAUAUCGGCGAUGGCGUUGCUUGCCCAUUUUGUAGAAACGGAUUCACGACCGCAAGUGGCCUUGCCCAUCAUCUCGAGCGGGGUUCCUGCCCCAAGGCACCAAACUUGAACCGUGAAACUAUCAUUCGGAAGAUUCGCGAAUGUGAUCCGCAUGGCCGUAUCACCAACAGGCAGAUCGCGUGGCACGAGGAGGAGAACGUCCGCUACUCAGCUACCGAACACGCGUUCGACGGCCAGUUCUGGCGGUGCUAUAUUUGCAAAGCUUGCUUCAACAAUGUUAAUGGUCUGAAUAACCAUAUCAACUCUCCUGUGCAUAAGCAGAAGGUCUAUCACUGCCCGAACCUGAAAAGCAGAUGUGGCAAAGAGUUUUCCACGCUUGCUGCGUUGUUUAACCACCUAGAGAGCGAAUCUUGUGCUGUCAUGAGGUUCGAGACUGUCCAGCGUGGUGUAAAUGAUAUGAUCCUCAGAGGACGGUUGAUAGGAGCGUGA